This is a messenger RNA of Melampsora larici-populina 98AG31, 897 nucleotides long. RefSeq lists its product as uncharacterized. The transcript is spliced from 4 exons. The record is from RefSeq and is a predicted model, not a curated record. Lineage: Eukaryota; Fungi; Basidiomycota; Pucciniomycetes; Pucciniales; Melampsoraceae. The coding region runs from base 1 to 897 and encodes 298 amino acids.
AUGUCCAAUAACUUACUCGAAGCUUAUCGGUUAGCUGUUCCAAUUCCUGAGGUCUUCCUGAUUCCUGACUUCAUCACUGAGGCAGAAGAAAGUUAUCUAUCUGAAAAGAUAGAUGAAGUUGGUAAUUCAAAUAUAGUAUUCCAACCCAAUGGCUCGUCUUCACUACGAGCCGGUGGUUGGCAGCGCGUUAAACAAAGAAGAUCGAUGCAUUGGGGAGGUACUCUGACCGCAAAGGGGCGGUUGAUUCCCAGAGCCUUACCGCCAUUCAUGACGCAACAAUGGCCCAACGUCUUUGAACGCAUCUCGAAACUAGGCAUAUUCAAUGAUUUUGAGUCUCCAGACGACAAACUCAUUCGACCAAACCAUUGUCUCGUGAAUGAAUAUAUCGGAGCGGAAGCAGAUGGUAUACUGCCUCACCAAGAUGGUCCAGCAUAUUUGCCGAUUGUCGCCACUUUAUCAUUAGAAUCGCAUACAAUCUACGACUUUCAUUCUUAUCUCGAUGAUGACUCUAUCACAUCACAGAGUCUGACGACAAGCUCUCUGGCUGUCCCUUCCCUCGUUGUUCAACCUACAUCCGAUGACCCAAUUUGCAGUAGCGAUAUCAGCAAAGGCCGCACUAUAUCUCCCGAUCCUAUCUUUUCAAUCUUUGUCCCUCGUCGGUCCCUGAUUAUCCUCCGGUCACGCUGUUAUACUGAUCUUCUUCACGCCAUACCGAAUAGAAGAUUUGAUGGAUUGUAUACCGAUCUAUCUCGUUGUCUUAACUGGAAACCCGAAGCUGUUCUGUGUUGCUCUCUUUCAGAUUCAUCUGAACCUCAACUAGAACGUACUCGUCGGGUUAGCUUAACCUGUCGACGGGUCAAAAAAGUCAUUACAGGCUUGUCAAAAUUUGUAAAAUAG